AUUUGCCCCACAUACCAUUAUUCUCUGGACGGUGUGACCGUCUUCCAACGCAGCUGGGAAAACCAGACAAUGAUACUACAAGAAGUGGGACGUAUAUCACGUCGAAUCGUACAAACAAUAGCACGCCAGGACGGUGUCACCCUACGCCCUGGAAUAUGUGCGAGAUAUUUGCACGGGAGCAGUCGAAUGGGCGUUGAAUCGCAGUAUCUUUUAACCACGCGUUUUCUAUACAACUCACUGCGGCUACGGCAAUAUGCCUCCAUCAGUAGCAGCACUCAGGACACAACAAAGCCAAUUCCGUCAUCACGGUGGUCGAAACACACACUGACCUCUCGCGAUCCGCGACGUGUACAGGCGUCGGGUCCUGACGGACGCGUUUUCGAACUGCUCGUAGACGAUUCUGCUGUUAAACAACUUGAGAACAUAUGCCGGCGGAGAAACACGGACAACGUUGGUCUACGGUUGACCGUAGAAGGCGGUGGCUGUCACGGUUACCAGGUCCUGUACUCUGUUGAAUUACGCGGCAGCAAUGACGACGAUAUAACCUUCCAACGCGGAAAGGCACGUAUUUACAUAGACACGAUCAGUGCACCCUUGCUGCAGGGGUCGACGCUCGUGUACAAACAGGAGCUGAUUGGAUCUUCGUUUCAGGUGGUCGAUAACCCGAAUGCGAAAGACUCGUGCGGGUGCAAUGUGAGUUUCGCUCUCAAAGACACCGAUCCCCUGGAAUGAUCACACACGAUGACGAAUCUGCUGCGACUGCAACUGCAUCAGGGCGCACAACAGCGCUGCGGAUAUAACUGUACUGCAUUGCACGGCACUAUAUGUACGAUUAAGAGAACGAAAAGCAAGACCCGAAACAGAAUUAGAGAGGACUAUUGGCGGGCUCGAUGCCGCGCCCAUGCUUCGUGUGUGUUGUAAGUGCACGUGUGUUUGCACGUCUUGAGGCUUGAGUGUGUAGUGCGUGUAUGUAUGUGUUGAGUGUCUUGACAAAAAAGGAGCAAUAGGAGCAGUAGGGGCAUUGGCGUUGCCUGUUCUUCCUCCACUCGACUCUAGUGCAUCAUCCCCACAGUGCGAGUUUUCUAUUCGCCCAUGAUCUUACGGACGCGCUUUAAGAUGGUAUCCUUCUCGGGGUCGUAUGGAUGCUCUUUACUGGGGAUUUCCAAAAUAGCAGGGAAUGCUUUCGUGCAGGCUUCGACACGGCCGCGAAUACGGUCGGCAAUAUACUGGCUUAUUAACACAAUUGCAAUAUCAUCCCGCUUCUCUGUGAAUUCCUCAAACACGCUUUCAAUUUGCGCAUCUGUAGUUUCUGCACGCGUUAACAAAAAGUCUACGACAAAAAGCACAUCUCGUGUGUACUAUAGCAGUAAUAAUGCACGUACUGGUGUCGACCACAAAAAAGUUCUUGUCGCCGUUAUCGUUCACCUGGCCAGUUCCAGCCAAAAGCAUGCCUGUCACAGUGUUCUAGUGGGCGUUAGUAGCGGCGCUGAGCAACAAGUCUUACAUCGUCACCGAUGACGGCAAUCAGCGUUCUCUUCGUGUAGUCAGCCAUGAGGAGUAGGAGGAGAGAGAGACACGCCUGGUAAUGAGAGACUUGGCAUUUAAGGAGAACGAGUGCGUAGUGCGGUGGAG
Molecule: messenger RNA, 1632 nt
Organism: Schizosaccharomyces japonicus yFS275
Lineage: Eukaryota; Fungi; Ascomycota; Schizosaccharomycetes; Schizosaccharomycetales; Schizosaccharomycetaceae
Product: iron-sulfur protein I
Exons: 2
Coding region: 70-732 (220 amino acids)
Biological process (GO): iron-sulfur cluster assembly
Molecular function (GO): iron-sulfur cluster binding
Source: RefSeq, a predicted model, not a curated record